Baudoinia panamericana UAMH 10762 is the source of this 1583-nucleotide messenger RNA. RefSeq lists its product as uncharacterized. The coding region runs from base 140 to 1483 and encodes 447 amino acids. Lineage: Eukaryota; Fungi; Ascomycota; Dothideomycetes; Mycosphaerellales; Teratosphaeriaceae. The transcript has a single exon. The record is from RefSeq and is a predicted model, not a curated record.
GUCGCGUGCUGCUCGUCAUCGGCAUAGUGCAUGCAGCCCGAUCACGCGGCGAACCUCGGCAUUGACCGUACGAUCCCAGCCAUCAACCAGCAGCCUGCGGUCUUCAUCCCUACUUACAUGGUCGUGAACCCUUACUGCCAUGGCUGCCGCAACGGAGACCUUGACCUACCAGGAUGCGCUCGACAGCCAAUAUCUGUCCUCGUCACUCUCCAGCCUCUCCCGCUCCCGGUCCACCAAUUCGCUCAUCGUCCGGACAUAUAAGGAAGCUACACAGCUGUAUCUCACCAAGCGCUUUAAGGAGGCAUUAGAAACGCUCGAACUGAUCAUUAGCAUCCCAUCACUCUCGCAUCGUAGUGGCGACGGCAAUGGCGAAGCACAGCAGAACGGGCAAGCAGCUGCGCCUGUAGCGCAAAGCUCUAAGGGCACGAGGACGAAAGUGUGGGUCUUCUAUCUGAGUUUGCUACACGCGAUCAUUGAGCUGGGUCCGGAAGAGGGCAAGCUCACUUUCGGCUCGACGAGAUGGCGUGAGCUUGCGAACAAAGCUAGGGAAGGCAGUGUUUGGGAGGAGAUUGUGCAAGCUGGUUAUGGUGGUGUGGAGGGUGAGGUAGACGCAGACGUCGUCCUCAACUUGGCAACACUGCUACUUGGACACAUGGCGACGCAGAAGCUGAACCAGCAGCGUUUGGAGUCAUGGCUCGCUACCUGCGACGCCGUUGGCCCCGGAUCGCACGUCAGUUUCGCAGAUGGGACGAAGAGUCCCGUACCCAACGGUGCUUCCUCGACACCCAAAGGCCUUGCUACCAGGCUAAAGCUCUUGGAGCUGUAUGCGCUACAUGUCCUGCCUGCAAACGGCGAGUGGAGCUAUGCGAAGGAGUUUAUUGAGAUGAGUGACUCGCUUGACGAUGAGCGGAGGGAGGCAUUCUUAACCGCCCUGCAGAGCCUGAGAGAAGAGAAAGACGGAACAGCGCAAAGAGAGCGUGAUUUGUCCGAGCAGCGCGAGCGGGAAAUGGAAGAACAGAGACAAGAGGAGGAUGCGCGAAAGGCGGAGGAGGCUCGCCAGCAAGAAGAGAAGCGGAAGGCUCAGGAAAGCGAGCGGACUAAAGCGACACUCACAGACAACGAGAAGUCGAAGGCAAACUCGGCAACAAGCAGCACGACCGCAAAGCCAACAGCGAACGGCCAGCACACCAAGUCCGCCUCUCGGGCUGCCGCAAAAGCGCCGAGGAAGGCGCCGUCACCGCCACCAGGCCUUUACCGCCGAGCGUCUUCAGCUCUAAACAGCUUGCAGCAGAUGGUGCUGCAGGCGAGUCGAAGCAUGACCGGUAGCUCAUUCGCUUUAUUCCGCACGCUGAUGUUUAUGGCGGCCUUCAUCAUCCUAAUCUCUCGGCGCGACUUGCGAUUGAGGGUCCAGCGAGCGUUGGAGCAAGGUUGGGUGAAGGUUAAGAAGACGGCGGGCAUGGCCGUUAAAGUGUCUUAUAUCUGAAUUGUAUACACCGAUACCAUCUGUCCGGGUUAGGGUCACAACGAUUGCUAUCCGAAUGACUUCCAUCCCCUCUCCUUCCAGAAAGCUUCCCGAGCGUUAC